GUUUUUCUACACAUUCCUUUAUUUUUUCUUACCUCAUUUUAUUUUCUAAAUAUCUUUGGGUAAAGAAGGGUGUUUUAAGUAAGGUGACUCUAUGGGUAAUGCAGAUCCAUAGAGUGUUAAUAUAGAGCUAUUGUAUCCUGGGGACGACAUGCUUUAUAUAUCUCUGCUGCACCGGUUGAUCUACUUUCCACAGAGGCGUGAAUCGUCUUAAAGUAAGUAAGUUUUUCACACUUAUUUAGAUGAUAUUUUCUUAUUAAUAUUUCUUGAUAAGUUCACUAAUUAUUAUUUUAUUUGAUCUUGUGACCGAGACACAACAAUGACAUGAUGUGGAGAUGGAGGAGAGUGUUCGAGAAACAACACUAUAUGCAAGGGACUUUGGCUUGACAUUCCUCAUAUCAUUGACUAGAUUCUUCAUUGUGCCAUGCAUCUAUCUGCAUACAAUUCCUGGGCAUUUCUUGAAAACUGUGUUUGCUUGCAUGAAACUAUGUAGACUAAACAUGUUAUGUCCGAUGUCAUAGACCCAAUUGUAUAAGGAGUAGACAUUAGCGGAACUGCAUGAGGAGAGGGUUAGCUAUAGGCUUUACCCCAAGAGUUAAAAAAGUUAGAAGUAAAGAGGCAUAGAUUAAGGUUGUAGGAGAAAACAUGUCAAAUAUCUUGACCUAAAUCUCAUUGUACAGACAAGAAAAAAGUUUAGAGGUAAGAUUGAAAAGAAGGCGGCCCUACUUUCCAUCUCUUUUCGGUUCCAACACUGCAAGCAGAUACAACAAUUAAACCAAAGGUAAGAAUAACUCCCUCCAUUUAAU
This is a messenger RNA of Rubroshorea leprosula, 803 nucleotides long. NCBI's taxonomy places the organism in Eukaryota, Viridiplantae, Streptophyta, Magnoliopsida, Malvales, Dipterocarpaceae. The record is from the annotation of a GenBank genome assembly.